This is a messenger RNA of Oryzias latipes (Japanese medaka), 2360 nucleotides long. RefSeq lists its product as uncharacterized. NCBI's taxonomy places the organism in Eukaryota, Metazoa, Chordata, Actinopteri, Beloniformes, Adrianichthyidae. The record is from RefSeq and is a predicted model, not a curated record. Gene Ontology annotation, cellular component: plasma membrane. Gene Ontology annotation, molecular function: zinc ion binding; carbonate dehydratase activity.
CAGAUGACGAACCCUCUUCAAAAAAGGACAUAUUUUAAAUAUUUUUGGUGCCAUUUUUUCAAUAGAAUAUCCUUUUGACUGUAUUAAAGGGGGCUUGCUUUCUUCUUUUAAAGAUGCAUCUGUCUGUCUUCUUGCUCUCUCUGUGUGCAGGAACUUUAGUUGGAUCAAGCGACUGGUGCUACAACACAUGCCUGAAUCAUUCCCCAUCCCACUGGAAAGACAUGGAAGGAUCGUCAUGUGGAGACAGUCGUCAGUCUCCAAUUGAUAUCCAAACAAGCAGAGUUAAAAGUGACCCCAACCUGGAUAGCUUUAUCUUCCAAGGCUUUGACUCUACUCAGGUCAUCAAGUCAAUUGCUAACAAUGGACAUACAGUUACAUGUGAAUUAGGAGACAAACUAGUUAAUGUGAGUGGAGGUGGACUCAAUGGGAUGUACAAUGUUCUUCAGUUUCACUUUCAUUGGGGAAAGGCAGACUUCAUUAAUCAUCCAGGAUCGGAGCACACAGUUGACGGGAACAGAUAUCCAAUGGAGAUGCACAUUGUCUGCAUGAAGGACGGCCUGUCUCCUGAUAGUGCAGCAAAACAAGAAGACGGAUAUGCGGUGCUCGGGUUUUUCAUAAAUGCAAAAGAUGACCAAGACACAUCAGAGGCGUGGACCACGUUGACAUCGUUCCUUCCAAACAUCAAAGAAGUCGAUCAAAUGGUUAAUGCUGACCAGAACAUCUCAAUCAAUGGUUUGAUCGGAAAUGUGGACCUCUCAAAGUACUAUCGCUACAUGGGCUCCUUGACUACUCCCCAAUGCAGUGAAGCCGUCGUGUGGACGCUCUUUCACGAGCCAAUUCCUGUCAAUUCCACACUGAUUCAAAUGUUUCCCCUAAUGACCAGCUUUGUUGACAUCUAUCGACCCACACAAGACUUGAACGGUCGCCAAGUGUACACCUCCGCUUCUUCUGUGCCGAGUCAUUCAUGGUGCUAUGAAGGACACCUGUGUGAUUAUGCCCCGUCUAAUUGGAGCUUUCUACCUGAGGCUAAAUGUGGUGGUGAACAGCAGUCACCCAUCAACAUUGACACGCAAAGUACUACUGAGGAUGAAAGUCUUGGCGCCUUCACUUUCCUCAACUUUGAUGACAAGCAUGUGAUCGAGAGUAUCACUAACACUGGCCACUCAGUGCAGUGCAAUAUAAAUGGUUCUGUGGAAGUGUCAGGUGGAGGUUUGCCACAUGUCUACACCGUCCUUCAGUUCCACUUCCACUGGGGAAGUGUGGCCUCUCACGGUUCAGAGCACCUGCUGGAUUCCAAGAGUUUCCCAAUGGAGAUGCACAUCGUCUGCAUCAGGAAGGACCUAAAUAUGUCUGAGGCACUAGCUCACUCUGAUGGCCUGGCAGUGCUGGGAUUUUUUAUAGAGGCUCCACAGACCAGCAAAAGCGGCUCCCAUUCAAGCAGCACCUCAGAUUCUAGUGGAACGACAACCCCCCCAACAAGUUCAACAUCUGACAUGGAAGCCUGGACAAAGUUAACCAACUACUUAGAUCAGAUUCAAACAGUCAACUCCCAGGUUCCAUUCUCUGAUGAAAUAUCUAUAGAUGAUCUGCUCGGCAACGUUGACCGUCACUCAUACUUCCGCUACAAUGGCUCCCUGACCACCCCCCAGUGCAAUGAAGCUGUGGUUUGGACGGUCUUCAAAGAGUCUAUUAAGGUUAACCAAAACCUGAUGACUAGGUUUCCAGAAUCUACCGGGUAUGAAAACAUCUAUCGACCACAGCAGGAGCAGCAUUCCAGAACAAUCCUCUCCACAAAGGUGUCGGCUGGAUCGAGCCCUCAAGUCAAGACUGCCAGACUUUUCUAUCCUCUCCUGGUGUUUGUCUGGGCUCUACUUUAUUGAUUUGAACUGAAUGGAACCGCCGUAACAAAAGUCAUUCACACUGUUGUAUAUAAAGGCAAUAACAAACUAAUAUUUCCUGGACCAAUAACCAUUCAUUUGAUUGUUACAACAUAACCAUGAAAUAGUUUUUAGCCUGUAGUAAUUUUGUGUGUGUGUGUGUGUUUGUAAGAUUUGUCGAAUGAUCCAAAGCGAAUGAUUUAACACAUUGUGUGUUUGCUUUUUUUUGUUUUGCACAAUCCAUGACACAAUAUAAAUGCUUUGCAAAUACAGAACAUGGCAAAUAUUUGCUUUUAAAUGGCAUCAUUAGUUAUACAUUCAUUCCAUUUUAUGCAAUUGAUUUUGGAAAAUGUAUUUGAAUAUUUACUGGUCUUUUUGGUGUGUAUAUACAGUAAGUUUUUCUCUUUUGUCUCAGCAGUUUGUUGUUUAUUUUGAUGUCAUCUCUGGCAUAUUUUGUUUUAGAGUAAAAUGCUAAUUGGGUAA